UCGAACCUUCGUUCGCCCCCGAUCUUCUUCGUCACCGCCUCCCUCGCGCUCUUCGUGGAUGCCCUAUCAAACCCUAAUCCAUUUUUUACCCCUCCGAAGCACGAAACCUCGAUUUCCCCCAAAUUUGCAGAUACUGCGCACGGAUUCUUCUUCCGAUUCGUUAACAUGGCUGCGAAACUUAUUGCCAACUUAAUUAUAAUGGGCUCUGGAAUAUUGGGAAGAGCUGUUUUACAAGCUUAUCGUAAAGCACUUGAAAAUGCCAAUAAAACCGGUGUUGCGCACGAAGCAAUGAACAACAUCCGCAGAGGUAGCAGAGCUAUGACCGAACAGGAAGCCAGGCAGAUCUUAGGUGUUUCGGAGCAGUCAACAUGGGAAGAAGUCUUGCAGAAGUAUGACACGUUGUUCGAGCGGAAUGCGAAGAGCGGGAGCUUCUAUCUACAGUCAAAGGUUCAUAGAGCAAAAGAGUGCUUAGAAGCUGCAUACCAAAAGGAGGGUACUCAAGAAAGCAGUUGAAAUAAAACCAACUCCUUGGUUGGAUUUCGAUUAGGGCUGUGCAACACUUGUUCGACCCAUGUGACCCGGCCCGGCCCGGCCCGUCCGGCUCGCACAUGACUGGUGAGUUCAAAAUUUGUUGGCUUGCAGAAUCUAUCUUUUGAAUGAAAGCCUUGUGAUACUUAAAAGAGUUCUUGAAGAAAAAAGUUGAUUCUAGAUGUAGGUGAAGUGUUUUGAUCUUUCGUAGACACAACAUAUUGUUACUUACGUAAUCAGUAAGGUUUCGAAAAACAGAUGCAGAACCCUUGAUUAUGUCGGUAUGUCCUGAGAUCUAUGUAUUAUGCUCCAUAUCUAGGACAUAAAUAGGGGACCGCCCUAUGUAUAUAAGUGAAAAAGGCUGUGAACAGAGGGGGAAUGGUUUUAAUGAUGAAUGAAUGGCUCAAUGCAUUGCAUCCUUAUCAUCCUGUUUGUAGCAUUAGCUGCAGCAUUAGUACUAUAGUAGCAGUAGUAAUGAGGUGAAGGGUCCCUUUACUUGAAGCCCACCGUGUCGGCUGUCGGCUGUCGACCGCUCAGCUAUCUGCCGUCCAUCCAAUCACUGUCUAAUGGCGGUUUUCAGACGGAUACGGCAGAUGUCUGAGCGAUCCAUGGUCGACGCAUGAUGACCUUUGAGCAUGGAUGCACACAACACUAUCAUAUGUACUAGCCUGCUGUGAAGCACACUAAUAACAAGUAAAAUUAGGGUUUCUUCGUCAUGAGAUCAAAUUGGUAAUUGUUGUGUCCCUAGGUAAUGUUACAAAAGGAUUAGAUUUGGUUGGAGAGGCAAAUUAUGCACAUUUUGUUUUUUUGGAUGGUAAUAUCUAGGGGGAGUACCUAAUCUUUGAACAAGUUACAAUGAUUACUAAAAUUUUCAUUUAA
This is a messenger RNA of Ananas comosus (pineapple), 1407 nucleotides long. RefSeq names its product mitochondrial import inner membrane translocase subunit PAM16 like 2-like. Gene Ontology annotation, cellular component: TIM23 mitochondrial import inner membrane translocase complex. The transcript is spliced from 5 exons. Gene Ontology annotation, biological process: protein import into mitochondrial matrix. Lineage: Eukaryota; Viridiplantae; Streptophyta; Magnoliopsida; Poales; Bromeliaceae. Bases 166 to 513 code for a protein of 115 amino acids. The record is from RefSeq and is a predicted model, not a curated record.